GGGGGGGGGUGGAAUUUGGAAAUCAAAGUACAAAGUACUACAGACAGUACAAUAGACGACAAACCUUUUUUCUGCAGCUCGACUCCCUCCCUCCCUUUUCUUCACAGCCGUCCAGACUUGACUCGCUCUUUCUUUGUGCGCGCGGACCAAGUUGACUAAUAACUACAUUUCAUUUGGAAAGGACUGGAUAAGACGGGAGAAACAGCAUGGCUUUCCCAAAGAACUCGUUCAUAUUGGUGUUUCUCCUUGUUUGUUCCCUCAGCUGGAAUGCCUGGGCCAAGGUGAACAUGACCAUGGAGGAGAGUGUGGAGGUGUACCUGGGUGACAUAGCAGACAUCCCCUGCCAGUAUGUCUUCAGUGAGCAGGCCAGAGCAGUCAUGAUCCAGUGGUUUGUGAGGAAUCCCGGUAGCAGUAGCCGGGAGCGGAUCUACUACGGUGACAACACACAGCAGAUAGUGGAUGGUGGUACAGACUUUACGGGCCGUAUCACAGUGUCCGACAUUGGGGACCAGGAGGGCGUGCUGCUUACCAUCCAGGACGUCCAGCUGACUGAUGAGAGGGAGUUCUUCUGCCAAGUCAACGGCAUGGCUGCAGGCAACGGAGAAGGCAAGACCCACCUCAGGGUGUUCGAUCCUCCAGAGGCCUCAGUAAUUGAAGGUGUCCAUGCUGGAAUCUCUGUGACCAAUGAGCUGCCAUCAAGGAUUGCAUCGUGUGAGGCAAGGAACAGCUUCCCCAAACCCAACAUCACCUGGUACCGUGACAGCAGCCCACUUACCCCCACACAUGGCCAGAUCAAUGUGGUAACAUUGGUGACCCGUGAGUCCAGUGGCUUCUACACGGUCCAGAGUGAGCUGCAGUACAAAGUGGCCAAGGAGGACAAGGACGCCCUGUUCUCUUGUGAGGUCAGCUACUACGUUCCAGAAGGUGUGAGGACAGCCAAGUCCAAGGUCAUCAACAUCACUGUGCACUUCCCCACGACCAUCAUCGAGUUGUGGAAGGAAUCUCCCCAGGGCCUGGUCAAAGAGGGGGACACUGUGGAGCUUCGUUGCCAAGGCGAUGGCAACCCCCCGCCGCCCUUCACUUUCAACCGAGAACAAGAGCAGGAGACGGCGCUGGAGGCCAGCGAUGACACUUUGGUGCUGAGGGAGGUGAUCCGUGGGGACAGCGGGGUCUACCAGUGUCGUUCUCUGGACUUGGACACCUACGAGCAGGUCACGGGAGACAUGCAGCUCACUAUCCACUAUCUGGACCCAGCUGUUGUGGUGCCCAAAGACUCAGAGAUCUUGUUAAAAGGAGAGAGUCUGACUGCUACCUGCAACGCUCUGUCUUCCCUGGAAACCGCCACUGUCUGGUUCAAGAAUGGGCAGCAGGUUGGAAAAGGCCACGUGCUGUUCCUGCAGGAUGCCACCUAUGACACGGCAGGAGAGUAUGUGUGUGAGGUGACUGUUUCUUCCCUGCCUGGACUGCACACCUCUGGCUCGGUCCACAUCAUCGUCCAGGGUGCUCCCCAGAUGAAGGAUGCUGACAGGGAGGUUGAAAUGGAUGAGGGAACUGGGAAGUGGGUGAACCUGAGCUGUGAGGCACAUGCACACCCCCUGCCCACCAUCUCCUGGACCGUGACUGGCAGCCAGAGCUGGCGCGAGGUGCUGACCAGAGCCACGGAGCAGAGCACUAUCAGCGUGGUGUCCAUCAAAGUGACAUCUGACAUCACAGCCUUCUGCAACGCCACCAACGAUAUUGGCACAGAGACAAAGUCCUUCAGCAUCAGAGCCAUUCCCAUGGUCACUUCAACUGCGCCCUACUCCCCCGCUGAGGGGAAUGGUGUGAUCAUUGUGGUUAUCAUCCUCUGUAUCCUUCUGCUGGCCAUCCUGGGCAGUGUGCUCUACUUCCUCCACAAGAAGGGAAAGAUCCCCUGUGGCCGCUCUGGCAAGCAGGAAAUCACCAAGGAGAACCCCAACAAAGAUGACAUUGUGGUGGAGAUGAAGACUAACACCAAGACCGAGGAUGCCGGACUUCUGAAGGGCGUCAACGGUGACAAGAAUGGACCCAGCGACCAGUACAUGGAUCUGAGGAAGUGACAUAUGCAGAGGGCCGAGCUCUGACGUGGCCAGCCGAAGCUCUUCGCCACCCCACCACAUCCACCCACAAUCCAAGGCUAGACUACUAGAAGCCUUGGAAAAAUCAGCUUUCACAAUCACUUUAUAAUUAGGACUCAAUCAAUCACUUUCCCCACAUUUCUUCUGUGUUCAGCAGUAUUCCCCAUAUCUGGCCAAAACCACACAGGAACACACCACAGAUUUGAAGGUAUAUGAUAGAGGUUUGUAGGAUGUUUUGAUUGCUCCGUUUGACUGUUUCUUCUUUUGUACCGUUUCCCCAAAGCCUUUUUGAUUUGAUUUGAUUUUGCUGUUUUCAAGUGUACGAUGAUGUUCAUUAAUUGUGCGUUAUAAACUUUAUAAAGUGUAUAUAUUAUAUAUAUUUCAUUAUUUAAGAUAUUUUGACACAUACCUUUCAAACUUCAUGGUAGUAUCUGUUUAUGGUGUCAUUUUGCUUUAACUAUUCAUCCAUGUUUAGGCGUUCCAACAUUAUCUUAUGGAGGUGAUUUGACCAUAAAUGUCACUCAAGUCAGGCCAAGGGUUCUCUCUUCAUACCUUCACCCUCUUAGGGCUCUAUUCAAUCUGUAACUCUGAAGUGUUACAGAUUCCACAAUAUAAAUGUUAAGAUCAUUCCCGAUUGAGCCGACAUAAGCAGCGUCUACCGUGAAUGCAGUCUCAGCUAAAGCAAGAACAUUGCCUUUAAAUUACAAUCAUGCUGUAAAGCUGAAUUUCCUCGAUGCGGAUUAAAUAGAGCCCUCAGUUUCUUUUCUGAUUGUUAUGUCUUCUUAAGCACUAUCAGUGGCAUCAGUGGAAGCUUAAAGGUACUGCAUGUAACAAUUCAACAACGAACCGUCUCUUGUUGUCAAAUUGACUGGUCCGUUGUUGAAUUGACAAUACAGGAUUUGCUGGCUUCAGUCAAUUUGACAACAAGAGAUGGUCUGUCUUUUGAUAGCCAAUACGGCUGCACCAUUUGAAUGCAAUUUUGUGUAGGCAGAUUGUUAAACAAAUUCAAAUAAAUAUUGUGAAACUAUCAUUCCACUAUAACUAUACAUAUAUUAAGGACAUUUUCUGAAAUUACAAUGGAAAAAUAUUACAUAUAGCCCUUUAAGUCCCCACACUAAAACUCCCUGCCACGGGGGCAAGGUGGAUCUAAAUCCUCAAUCCGUGUUGACAUAUUCCAGCAGUCACACCACUGAAUUACAGGACUCUCCUCUUCUACUCUAAUCACCAUUUACUUAUGUUACAUGUACAUCCAGAUGUAAGAAGUAUGUGACCUGUGGCAGUAUACAUGACCUGUUGUCUGCCAAAGCUUAUGCAAAGCUGGUUAGUUUUGUGAAUGGUCUACUAUCAGUGGACCAGUUGGUGUUUUUAUGUUUUUUGUUUUUACUUUUCUUUUGGAAACAUGCAGUAAGUAUACUGGUGUUCAAGACCUGAUCCGAUGAAUAAUCAGACUGUGUCUACAACUCUACAUUCUUCAAAGCUCUGUUGUACACAAUUAUAACGCAAUAAUUUGUUAUCCAUUAAUCAUUCAUGAUAUCAAUAUGAUAUUCAUAAUAUGCUAAUCUGUUGACAUUGGACCAAUUACCCUUUGUAAUGUUUAGAGAGACAUACAUUGUGAGUGUGUGUACAGCACUAUAUUGGCUCACUAAAAUCUUUGACAGCUAUACUCCAUCAUAAGACAUAAGUUCUGGAGCUGCCUAUCUGAAGAGAGAAAGCCUAAAGUAAAUCAGGGAACCAGUGAGCUUGUCAUGUCAGAUAAGCAGUAGUGGCCCAAUGCUUUGCCACCGUUAUGUAAAUGGCGAAACGCCAUGCCAACAGCCGUUUAAAUUUAGUCCGGAAAACUCGCCCAUCCGGAUGGGUCAUUCUCUUGUGAACUACUGUCAAGCUCUUGUACUGUUUGUAAUCGUAGCAUAAGAACCUUUGUAGCCAUGGCCUUCAACUGUCUUUUUUUAAAUGGCCUACUGUUUUAUAAUCUGCAGUGCCUGUGGAAAUUUGUCUCAUUUUGAAAAUGUAAGAUACACUGAAUAUUUUCUUUUUUCUUAUGUGCUCUGUGUAUUUCUUUGUGUUUGGGUGAGCACCAAGCAGACCUGAAGGUCAUUUUGUGUGUGAUCCAUUUUGGAUGCUUAUUGUAAGUUGUGUGCAGGGAAGAAUUGUUGCUCUGAUUUGUAUCAUUUACGGAAUGGUGAUAUGUUAGAGUUCAAUUUGUACAAAUAGUGUAUGUUGUGAUCCUAACAUUGCCUUCAAAGGUAAUAUUUUAGUGGUCAUUGUAAGUGUUUAGUUGAAAUGUAAUACAUUUUGUUCAGCCAGCUUUCAUCCUGCCAUUGGACUGCAGAUAUUGGACCUUUGGUAGUAGUAUGACAACUGUGUGCCUUUUUUGUUCAGUCUGGUUUAGUUGUGUUAUAGUGUAGUGUUGUGAUGCUUAUGGAAGGAAGAGGUCUGGACAUAGGAGUGUUUUAGUUUCGUUCAUUUAUGUCACCCCAAGACAGAUCCCAACACAGAAGGAAAAGCUUGUGGAUGACUGGCCUACAUGAUGUAAAAAAGGUUCACCGUUAGCCAACACCACCAGUGAAAACAGCAUGUUAUGCAGUUGGCUCAGAAAAUAUCAAGUUAAACCUGCUUCCUCCCAUCCCAACCACUUUCUUUGACUGAUAUGUUAUGACUAUCUGGAACAGCUACUGGUGGACAAAAAUGUUUGGACCAGCAGUUUAUCAUUGUUUUGUAAUAUUUUGAUUUUGCAACUGUGUGUAAAUUAAGUAUAGUUCUUGUGAUUUGAUGCUUGCAUUUUUUAUAAUUCUUUUUUGCAAGAAAAUGCCAAAUAAAAAAGUUAAAUUUGA
This is a messenger RNA of Salvelinus fontinalis (brook trout), 4927 nucleotides long. RefSeq names its product cell surface glycoprotein MUC18-like. Gene Ontology annotation, cellular component: plasma membrane. NCBI's taxonomy places the organism in Eukaryota, Metazoa, Chordata, Actinopteri, Salmoniformes, Salmonidae. Bases 207 to 2078 code for a protein of 623 amino acids. Gene Ontology annotation, biological process: angiogenesis. The transcript is spliced from 16 exons. The record is from RefSeq and is a predicted model, not a curated record.